This is a messenger RNA of Torulaspora delbrueckii, 159 nucleotides long. It is a transcript of the gene SPO24, whose product is annotated as Spo24p. The record is from RefSeq and is a predicted model, not a curated record. NCBI's taxonomy places the organism in Eukaryota, Fungi, Ascomycota, Saccharomycetes, Saccharomycetales, Saccharomycetaceae. Bases 1 to 159 code for a protein of 52 amino acids. The transcript has a single exon.
AUGGCUUUCCUAACUUUGACUUCGGACAUUCAACAACCAUUUGUUAUUCCAAACUUUUCUCCAGUUUCUCCAGCUGCUUCAAGAAAGAAUUCCGCUGCCAGCGUCGAAACUGAGACUCAAUUGCCUGUGGGGAGAAAGGGCUCCAUUAGCCUGUUGUGA